Podarcis lilfordi (Lilford's wall lizard) is the source of this 27234-nucleotide messenger RNA. The record is from the annotation of a GenBank genome assembly. Lineage: Eukaryota; Metazoa; Chordata; Lepidosauria; Squamata; Lacertidae.
GCUGUCUAAACUUUUCUUUCAUCCCAGCCCCUUCACCUGGGCGGGGAGAGGCAGGGAGGGCCAAAGGAGCAGGACAAGUCGCCAGACUGAUCUGGAAAGGAACCAGUUUAAUCCCAACCAUCAGGAACAAGGAGCUGCCAGCAAAGCAGGGGCCAGCCUCCGGAGAUCAGGCAAGAAGAGAUCUUUUUUUCUCUCUCUCUCUCUCCCUCUUCUGCAGCAGAGACAGCAGCUGCUGGGUGGAGCACCCCUCCAGGGAAAAUGCAGCAGGACAGAAGCAUCAUCACCAAAGGCAACAUGCAAGAGCCUGGUUUCCCUGCCAUCUCUGAUUCUGAUUCUAAUCAACAGGUAAAGCCUGGGGACUGUGAAGUUGUGGGCAGAGGAGACAAGUAGAUAAGAAGGGGGGAAAGGACAAAAUCACCUGUCUCCCACUGGAAUUAACCAAUUCUACCGUUAUUCCAAAUCUGUAACGUUGUAAGAAAAAACUGCUCCUUUUCCCUUAUGGGGUACCCAAGAGCCCAUAUAGAGUCCUUUACUUUAGCAACAGUCAGAGAUGCAUACGUUUAGCAGGUGGAGUUUAAUUUUUCCCAUCACUUUUAUCCCCACGUGGGAGAAAAACCUUGAGUUUUGGCAUGUCAGGCAGCUCUUUAAAGGCACAGCAGGGCCCACAGCGGUGGGGGGGGGGGGAGAGAUAACUGUACAUGGAUCUCUUUGUGGGGACAGCAGGACAGCCCUGUACUUUUAACACAGGAUGAGAAAACAGGCACCUCCGCAAGCCACUUUAUGACAGGCUCUGCGUUGUUGACGCAGGCAAGCUUUUCACAGCACCCACACACUAUCGCCCACAUCAAAUUGCCGUCCCAUAUCUAACCCCACCCUCAGUUUAAUCCAGAUUUGCCAUUUCCAUGGUCUGGGGGUUUCUGUUUGUUUACUUACGGGUCUUCUGUAUAAAUGAUAAAUCGAAAUGAAAUGGAGAAAUAAUAUGGGGUGGCAUUUUGAUGGGGGAGGCAUUGUGUGGGCACAGCAUAAAAACUGAAUGUGUGAGGCGCAUCGAGGCCACAAUAACCUGCUUGGAGGAAGAGUUCUCCUGAGCCCACUUUUGGAGUUUGGUUUCCUUCGUCUUGUUUCCACUGUGAUGCUGAAGCAGCAGACAGACAGCCGCCAAAGACUCGCCUUCCCUUGUCUUGCCUCUCUGCCGUGAAAUGAUGGAAUGUAGCACACUAAAGUAUAUAAUGUUUCUCUCAAUCUCUCACACACAACUCAGUGUCACCUUUGUUUGCCCAGGCACUCCUGUUGGGCUUUACUCUUUGCCUUGGGUCUUCUCAGAUUUUUUACCUCUAACAAGAGUUGCCGGAAUAAUGGUGGUGGUGGUGGUGGUGGUGUUUUGCAGUGCUCACCUCUCUGUGUUGAGGCUGCCAUUUGUUGCAACCAUUUUGCAUGAGUGGCCUCGAUUUGUUGUUGGAGUCUGACUGCACGGUUACAUGCUUAUUAAAACUCUAGCAGCAGAUUCUUCAAGAGAAAAGCAGCAUUGGGAGGGGGAGAUUUGCAGCAGAGACAGCGUCAGAGAAUGGUGCUUAAACCCCAUUGCUUUCCUCGUCGCAAUUCUCCUCACCUCCAAGCCCUUUCGCUCCUGCAGGUAGUGGUCUCUUUGCAAAGACCCAACAACAUGUAAUGGUGCAACCCCAGCAUUACACAAUCGCAGCUCUGGCUUGUUCAUGUACCGUAUUUUUCGCUCAGUUAGACGCACCGGACGAUUGGACGCACCUAGUUUUUAGGGGAGGCUCCCCGCUCCCCUGCGGAGACUUCAUCCCGUGGCUAAGCCAGAAGCUAGAACAGCCAGCGGGAUCCCGCUCGCUGUCCUGACUGCUUUAGCCGCGCACAGCCUCUCCCGGGCAAGGGGAGCCUUCAUUCCCUGCCCAGGAUAGGCUGCGCGCGGCUAAGGCUCCCCCAAGAGCCGCGCUCCCUUUAAAGAGCGUGUGGAGUGUGCGUGCAGCUCUUGGGGGCUUUUCUCCAAGGAGGGAGAAGUGUAGCCCUUCUUCCCUCCUCGGGGAAAAGCCCCCAAGAGCUGCACACACGGUCCAUGCAGCUCUUUAAAGGGAGCGCUGACAGAGCCUCCCGCCUGCAUUCGCUGCAUAAGAUGCACACACAUUUCCCCUUACUUUCUAAGAGGGGGAAAGUGCAUCUUAUAGAGCGAAAAAUACAGUAACUACCCCUCUCCACACAUCAUUGUUACAAGCAGUCUUCUCCCAGACGGUCUCUUUUGAACCAAAAAGGCCCAAGUGGCUGAGGGGAGCUGAGCCCUCCCCCCAUCUCUCUGCACUCCAUCGUUGCAGACAUUUUUAUUACAGUCCAUCUCAUUUAAUACCAAAUGGGGUGAGUGGCCAUUGUUGCAGGCACCUUUCUGCCAGCCUGUCUCUUUUACAGGAAGUGAGCUCCACUGGCAGGAAAGGUGUGUGAAGUGCAGAGCACUGUAAGGUAAGGAAGAACUGGGAGGUCAGAACCCUCCAGGUGUCCCUGUUUUCCAGGGACAGUCCAGGGUUUACAGAAGCCGUCCUGGUUUCUGAUUUGAUCCCAGAAAGCCCCACUUUUCCUUAGGACGUCCCCAUUUUCAUGGGUGAAAUGUUGGAGGGUAUGGAGUUAUGCGACCACCCCAAAGCCAAGGAGAUAAGUAACUAGACAACCUUUAGAAGACAUCUGAAGGCACCCCUGUAAGGGAUUUAUUUAUUUUUUAGUGUUUAAUGUUUUAUUAUGUUUUUAUAUAUGUUGGAAGCUGCCCAGAGUGGCUGGGGAAACCCAGUCAGAUAGGCGGGGUAUAAAUAAUAAAAUUAAUAGUAGUAGUAGUAUUGAAAAGGGACUCAACUACAUUAGUCAAGAAGCAGAGUUUUGAAUGUGUUAUAAACAUGCAACACCAGAUGGCACCAGAGAGCACAGAAAAAAUUCUAAGCGAUUCUCCAUAGCGGUUUUUUUCUUUUGUUAUAACAAUUUAAUUCCUGGUGUAUUUAUAGGUAUUUAUAGUGAGGGGGUGGUUUUCCUGUGUGUAGAUCCACCCAAGAAUAUCCCUAUUUUCAUUGGCUAAAUGUUGGAGGGUAUGGACAGUACGCACACACACUUUUUCAUGUUUAAAUAAGGCAGGCAACACUUUUUUACAUGACAGGCGCAUGACUAAACAUCAUUUUGCUUAGCCCUUUAGAGAUGCCUUUGACAACCUGCUGCUCUGCAAAUGUUCUGGACUAAAACCCCUGGUGCCAGCCAGAAGGGCGCCAGUUUAGCAAAGGCUAUUUUAGAGCAUGCUAUUUUAUUAGAAGUCGCAUAUAAUAGAUAUAGUGGUACCUCGGGUUACGUAUGCUUCACGUUACAGACUCUGCUAACCCAGAAAUAGUACCUCUGGUUAAGAACUUUGCUUCAGGAUGAGAACAGAAAUCGCGUGGCGGCAGCGCAGCAGCAGCGGGAGGCCCCAUUAGCUAAAGUGGUGCUUCAGGUUAAGAAGAGUUUCAGGUUAAGAACAGACCUCCAGAACAAAUUAAGUACUUAACCCGAGGUACCACUGUAUUGUUCUUCAAAAUUUGCUGACUUUAGCAUCUUUAUCAUUCUGUAGUUUUGAUGACCUUUUGAUUCCCCCUCCACCCCUGUAAGGAUGAUGGAAUUACUUACUUUAGGUGCAACCACCUUUCAAAAUCACUUCCAUUUUUAUUUGGGUUCCAUUCCCCAGCGCCCCGAGUGUUGUCAGCUGUGCGGAUGUCAUGCGUUUCAAGCACGUCCCCUUCUCCAAAGAAUCCUGGGAACUCUAGUUUACUGCUCAAAGAGCUGCAAUUCCUAGCACCCUCAACAAAAGAGUCCUUUGGGGAGGGGAAUGUGCUUUAAAUGUAUGGUGUGCGUGCCGCCUAAUGAUUUGGGUAAGAAGACUAAGACAUCUUAUUGGGAAUAGGCCUGUGCAUUUGAAGAGCUGCUGUGCUGGGCAGGAAUCUGUGAGGAAGAAGCAGAGGGAUGGUAAAUAAAGAAAUAAAGAACUAGUUUGGGCCUUUAUAAGUCCCAUGGGAGUGCCGCUUAUAUUUCUCCCCUUAAAUUCUGGCUGGAUCAUGCUCUCUGUGUCUUACCUACGUAAGCUACGCAACCAUUAAGAACAAAUUUUGACUAUUAAUUAUAUUUCAGAGUUCUAUAUUCCAGCUUUUCAGAUAGAAGCAGUUUACAGGAAUGCACCGGCCAAACAUCAGUUUUCAAAAAAAAUUGCCAAGCAGAAACUAAACCAUGAGGUUAGACUAAAGAAUUACAAAUAAAUGAAUAAAUACAUGUCAUCAAUGUGAAGAAAGCGAUCAAGCCAGCUCAGUUUCUGCUUCUGACCUUUAUGCUUCAUUAGGCAACCGUAAGCACUUCCUUGAGUAAUCUGAAGUGGCACUCAUUCUAUCAUGGCACAGAAAAAGAUUGUCAAAUAUAAUAGAAUAGAACUUCAUUUUUCACUUUGCUACGUAUGGGCGCUGUGUUUUUUCUUGUGGUAGACUUUUUUAAAAAAAUAAGUAAAUAAAUCCUUAUUGAAAUAUUAGCCAGUAUGGACAUUUCCUGUUUAGUCUGCUGUUGCAAGGAUCUGUUAAUGAGUCGAUUGAUUACUCAUUACUUUAUGAGGGCAGAAGAAGCCAAACUAGAUGUUACUUGGCAAUAUGAAGUUCUCAUUGUCGUCAUCGCCCCCCCACCCCGCCCUGCCAUGCCAGCUAUUUGUGAAAUCAAAAACAGCUAUGACACAUGAAACUAUUAUUUAUUGCAUUUAUAUCCCACCUCCCCCCCCACCAGGGAGCUCAAGGUGGCGCACAUGAUUUUCUCCCCCUCCUCAUUUAAUCCCCACAACAACCCUGUGAGGUAGGCCAGGUUGAGAGGCAGUGACUAGCCCAAGGUCACCCCCAAGGAGCUUUGUGGCUGAACAAGGAUGUGGGUGGCACUUGUGGGUUAAACCACAGAGCCUAGGACUUGCCGAUCAGAAGGUCAGUGGUUCGAAUCCCCGCGACGGGGUGAGCUCCCAUUGCUCGCUCCCUGCUCCUGCCAACCUAGCAGUUCGAAAGCACUUCAAAGUGCAAGUAGAUAAAUAGGUACCACUCUGGCGGGAAAGUAAACGGCAUUUCUGUGCGCUGCUCUGAUUCGCCAGAAGCGGCUUAGUCAUGCUGGCCACAUGACCCGGAAGGUGUAUGCCGGCUCCCUCGGCCAAUAAAGCGAGAUGAGCGCCACAACCCCAGAGUCAGCCACGACUGGAUCUAAUGGUCAGGGGUCCCUUUACCUUUACAUUUUAAGGAUUCGAAGCCAGAUCUCCCAGGUCCUGGCAUGACAGUCUAACCCAGGGGUCAGCAAACUUUUUCAGCGGGGGGCCGGUCCACUGUCCCUCAGACCUUGCGGGGGCCGGACUAUAUUUUGGUGGGGAAUGAAUGAAUUCCUAUGCCCCACAAAUAACCCAGAGAUGCAUUUCAGAUAAAAGCACACAUGCUACUCAUGUAAAAACAAGCUGAUUCCCGGACCGUCCAUGGGCUGGAUUCAGAAGGCGAUUGGGCCAGAUCCCACCCCUGGGCCUUAGUUUGCCUACCAUAUUCUAACCACUACACAACACUGCGAUAGGAGUGACGUCCAGUUCAGCUCAAACAGGAAUGUACUCAAAAAAGACAGGUCUGUGUCCCUAAGCAGCUGACAGUCUAAAUUUCUGCAGUGGGUGAGACAAAAGAAGAGAAGUGAGGGAAUGGGAGAGGUUCAGCUAGUCAAGGGAUGCAUAUGAGUGAAUACAGUUACAUUUACUUACGUUUUGUUUCAGAUGGAUAUGAGGACCAAGGGCCUGAGCCAAAGACUUCGUGGAAAAGGUAGGCUUCUGGUCACCAAACAUAAGGCACAAGGUACACUUCUGUGUGAUUUUAAGAAUGUAAGCAGUUCCCUGUCGGAUCAGACCAAAGGGCCAUCUUUUUUUUUAUCAUUUUUAUUGAUUUUCCAAUAAAAAACAUCCAGUUAAUAUAUCCAAUCAUAAUACUCCAAUUAAAAUAAAGAAGUCCAAAUUAUAAUUAUUAAUUUUUCAGAGCUCCCUACAGUCUGGAUCUCUCAAGCGUAUCUCCACAUCUCAGUCCUGACAGACCAAAGGGCGAUCUAAUCUCACAGUGACCAGUCAGAUGCCUCUGGCAAGCUGGACGUGAGUGCAAUAGCGGUCUCCCCAAUUGUGUUUCCCCGGAUCUGGCAUACUGCUGCUUCUAACACUGGAGAUACUUGUUGGUGCAAAAGGCACAUCACACCCAAACCAAACAGUGUUACAUUCCUGAGACUAAUCUGUAAAGAGGCUCCGGGAAUUGAGACACAGGGCUAUGAUUGAGCAUAGCUGUCAACCGUCCCUUAUUUGGCGGGAAACUCCCUUAUCCCAGCGCCAUUUCCCGCUGCUGUCCCGGAUUGAUAAUGUCCCUUAAAUUUCCCGGGUUUCUUGCUCGCCCGGCUCUGAGGGAAGCAGUGGCUCAGGGUCCUCCACCGCGAGAGAGAGCGCGCUGGCGCCGUCGUCCUGGUGCAAGGAGUUCCAUCGGCCCUUCCCAGCCUGAGAGAGGGGAGGGAGAGAGACUCUCGCCCACACCGCCCGCGAGCCCAGAGGCAGCAGUGGUGGAGGCAGCUGAGGAGGCGGCCUAGGGAGGAGGAAGAGGAGGGGAUGAGGAGGGACACAGAAGGGCGGCGCUUCAGCGGCUGCCACGGCACCGCAACCACCUCAUGCCAGAUUGACAGCAUCUGUCAAUCCUACCAAUGUAUGUAACUCUUUACAAUAGCAAAAUCCCUUAUUUUGGCUGCUGAUCCCUUAUUUUCAAGGCUGCUGGUCCCUUAUUUUCAAAUCUGUAAGCUGACUGCUAUGUGACUGAGACAAGGGAGAUGGAAAGGAAUAUGCUUUGAGGACCAAGAUCCUUUCUCAACCUAACAGGGAGCAUUCAAGAUGUCACAACGUACAUUUGAAGCACCUCCAGAGCACCUUUGAAGCCCAUGACUUCAACCCCGGAAUUCUGGGAACUGCAGCUUUCCCCUCACAUUACUACAAUUCCCAGUUUCCUUAACAAGCUACAGUUCCCACGAUUCUUUGCAGGAAAGCCUUGUAUGUUGGAUGUGCUUUAAAUCUAUAGUGUGGAUCUGUAAUAGUAAGGAGGCUAGGUUACAAUACUAUGAACCUGGGAAUAAACCCAGUGAGCACAAACAGAAAUUAUGUGUGUAGGGUAUCACUGACUAUCACCAAGGCAAGCCUGACUGCUUGAGUAAGACCCUGAGGCAGUUUAGUGAACUAGCCGUCAACUCAAGGGCUGUACUCCAUAUGAAUGAAAUGUCAUAUUUCAUAUUUGCCAAGAUCAAAGCUACCAAGAGAUAUGGGUGCAUUUCUACGUACAUUUUCUUUGAAGCCUCUCCCAUUGUUACCUCUGUGUAAGCAAGCAUUAAACCAGCUGCAUGGCAGUCCAAUUUCAAACAUUUAAGUUAAACUUUCACAUUCUAAGUGUGAAUUUACAUUUCGAUUUCGAAAUUUCCCUUUGAGAAAUUGAAUGGAGAAGUUGGAAGUGGUUGAUUUUAUACAGUGGUACCUUGGGUUACAUACGCUUCAGGUUACAGACGCUUCAGGUUACAGACUCCGCUAACCCAGAAAUAGUGCUUCAGGUUAAGAACUUUGCUUCAGGUUGAGAACAGAAAUCGUGCACUGGUGGCGCGGCGGCAGCGGGAGGCUCCAUUAGCUAAAGUGGUGCUUCAGGUUAAGAACAGUUUCAGGUUAAGUACGGACCUCCAGAACGAAUUAAGUUCUUAACCCAAGGUACCACUGUAUAUAUAUUUAUUUGUGACUGUUCUUUUCAGCUCGAAUUGUAACCGUGAAGGCUGAAAACCAGCCUAGACGCAAGAGGGCUGAACAGCUCAAAAUGGAGACAAAGCAGGAGAAAAAGGAGGAGAAAAAAGAAGAGAGUUCUGGUCUCAUUGAAUUCUUUAGUUCCUAUCAGGAGCUUUUCCAGUUCUUUUGUAACAACACAACCAUCCAUGGGGCCAUCCGACUGGUUUGUUCUAAGAAGAACAAGAUGAAGACGGCCUUCUGGUCAGUCCUCUUCUUCCUCACCUUUGGCCUCAUGUACUGGCAGUUUGGAAUUAUCUACAGAGAGUACUUCAGCUUUCCUGUCAACCUGAACUUGAACCUCAACUCUGAUAGGCUGACCUUCCCUGCUGUCACACUGUGUACUCUCAAUCCCUACAGGUAAGCCUGAUGAUGUGCAAUAUUGCCAGUUGGGGCUGACUUGAGCCUUGCGUGGUCUACUUCCCCUGCCCAGUGUUUUAGGUUGAUAAAGGGUGAGUUAGCACUCAGUAUCCACAAACAGUUAAGGCAUGGCUAACCUGUGUAAUAGGAAAGUGGGUAGCACUGUGGGUUAAACCACAGAGCCUAGGACUUGCCGAUCAGAAGGUCGGCAGUUCGAAUCCCCGCAACGGGGUGAGCUCCCGUUUGCUCGGUCCCAGCUCCUGCCAACCUAGCAGUUCGAAAGCACGUCAAAGUGCAAGUAGAUAAAUAGGUACCACUCCGGCGGGAAGGUAAACGGCGUUUCCGUGCACUGCUCUGGUUCGCCAGAAGCGGCUUAGUCAUGCUGGCCACAUGACCCGGAAGCUGUACGCCGGCUCCCUUGGCCAGUAAAGCGAGAUGAGCGCCACAACCCCAGAGUCGGCCACGACUGGACCUAAUGGUCAGGGGUCCCUUUACCUUUACCUUUAACCUGUGUAAUAUGAUCCUGAGUAUCUGAUCUUGCACUGAAAUAUGUUCCAUGCCCGAUCAGAUCAAGGGGUCGGUUCACCUGCAGCAGGCAUCCAUUUGUCUCAAGAGGCAACAAAGUGCACCACCGAGAGCGAAGGCACACUGCUGGGGAAUCACGGCGCCUGCUGUGGCUGCAGAAACUGGCAGUUCAUAACUGCUGCCUCCUGUGCUGUUUCUGCUGCAUUAACAGCACCAAAGCGACCUCCCUGGAGCACAAGCUUGGGUAGUGUGUAUGGAGGUCCUGGGCUGCCCAGAUAACAAGACCCUUCUCUCAGCCUUGCUGAUGUGGGCCAAAUGAAAACAGAACAAUAUGUUUGGCACUAGCUUGGCUACAGGAGUUGCUGGAAGGAGGCCCAGUAGGCACCAUCCAACUAUCUUGUGUAUUGUUUACUCCUUGGCCCUUUUCUCCUCCUGAAGAGGUCCUGGCAAGGCAGCAGGUAUGGAUUUUUCCUCAGGGUUUACUCCCAAAGCCUUUCUCACAAAUGAGUAUAGCCACAACACAGCGGAGGUUUAGGACCAUGCAGAAACCACCUUCUUGACCAUUGGACCCACUAUUGACCUAGUCCACUCAUUCCACCAGAGCUUGUCUUUGCACGUAGAGGAAGUCUCCAACUCACCGAGGGUUUGAAACCCAUUGGUUGCCCUCGCCUGGUUUAGUUGAUCCGUCGAGGCCAUUCCCAGGGUGUGGCCGCUGUCACGUGUUGACAGCUUCUAGGAGCCACAGGUGAGAGCUGAGUACAGGGUGAGGCCCAAAGGUGGACAAAACAAGCCCAGAAGGACCAUGGCGUGUCCCUCCCCUAACACCCCAUGCACCCCUAACCGACCAUCAAGUAGACCAUACUACCUUCUGCCCACCUUUCAUGUACUGGAUCCCUUGAGGUAAGUGUAGAGAAAUGGACCCCUUUAAGCCCCUUCUUCCAUCUUUUAGGUACAGUGCGAUUCAGGAGCAGCUGCAAGAGCUGGAUCAAAUCACCCAGCGGACACUGAUGGAGCUCUACAAAUACAACAUGUCCAUGGAGCAGAAGAACUGGCAGGCCCAAUCCUUGCGGAAACGCAGCUCCAGGAGCCUGUACCGCCACAUCCAACGCCACCCGCUCUAUAGACACAAGCGUGAGACCAGCAUGGAGGAGAACAAUCCCCAAGUGGACAAGAGUGACUGGAAGAUUGGUUUCAUUCUGGUAAGGAUGACUUCCUAUUCAUUUGGUGGCACCUCUCUGCUUCUUCCUGCUACCCUCCAACAGGUCUGCCCUACAUGAUUUACACACACACACACACACACACCAGUAUUGUUUCAAAGUCCAAUAUCUCUGCUGGACUUCAAAAGCUGGAAAGGAAAGAGAACUACUUGAAAAUGAUUUAUAGAUGGUAUUUAACUCUGAGUAGACUUGCUAAAAUGUAUAAAUCCUAAUCAGAUAAGUGCUGGAGAUGUAAUGAAAUGGAGGGUACGUUUUAUCAUAUAUGGUGGACUUGUAAAAGGGUAAAGGCGUAUUGGGAAAUAAUAUAGAAUGAAUUGAAAAAAAUGUUUAAAAGUACCUUUCCAAAAAAAAAAAAAAAGAUUCCUUUCUGUUGGGGAUAAUUCAAAUGGAAAUUCCCAAGUAUCAAAAGAGGUUAUUUAUGUAUGUUUGCUAGCCCCAAAAUGAAAAACAAGCAAGGUCCCAACUAAAGAAUGACAACUUAAACUGAUGGAAUACUUGGAGAUUUAACAUAUACAAUAAGAGAACAAGAAGAGCAUACAUUUAAAGAAGACUAGAAAAUGUUUACUGAAUAUAUGGGUGAAAACUGUGUACAUUUAAUAACACUGGUAGCAUUAAGGUAAAUUCAACAGUGUAAAUAAGUUUUGAUGGAUGUAACAAUGGAAUACUGAAUGGUUUAGUUUAUGCAAAAUAUGCAGGGAUGUCUGGUAUGCAAAUUGAGCUUUGGAAAAAGAAGGGAAGUCAUUGAUUUAAAGUUGUUUGGAUAUUUUGAAAUGUAAAUUAGAAAAAAUAAUAAUUAAAAAUUACACACACACACAAGCUGGAAAGGACAGUGACUGAAUCUAACUCAGUGUCGCUCAUCUUCUCAAAUGGUGCAGGUUCAGAUUACAGUGGUACCUCGGGUUAAGUACUUAAUUCGUUCUGGAGGUCCAUACUUAACCUGAAACUGUUCUUAACCUGAAGCACCACUUUAGCUAAUGGGGCCUCCCGCUGCCGAUUUCUGUUCUCAUCCUGAAGCAAAGUUCUUAACCUGAAGCACUAUUUCUGGGUUAGCGGAGUCUGUAACCUGAAGCGUAUGUAACCUGAAGCGUAUGUAACACGAGGUACCACUGUACCUGCAACAUUUAAAUCCCCAGUUCAUCAAAGAAACAAACAAUGCUUUUCAUCAGUAAAGAUAAUCUCUUUUUACUUUGGACGACGGAAUAAAUGUUAAAUUGAUGUAUCUGCAUCACAGCUAUCCUGAACAACCAUAUGUCUUAUGACAAUCUUGCUUGUGUGACAACCAAGAUUUGAGCCUCUCUGCUUCCCCAACAUUUCGUCCUCGUCAGGCAUUUGGAACGACCCUCUUCCUCCAUGUCCAUUUGAUCUUCCCAGGACCCACAUUUCAUCCUCUAUGCCCUGGGGAAGAGGCCUAAUGGGGUUGUUGACUUCCUUUUGCAGUGGAAUGAAAACAAGACAGACUGCUUCCACCAAAUGUACUCCUCGGGUGUGGAUGCCGUGCGAGAGUGGUACAGCUUCCACUACAUCAACAUCCUGGCGAGCAUCCCUGACGUCAAAGACCUUGACGAGUCCAACUUCACAAGCUUCAUCUAUUCCUGCCGUUUCAACGAGGAGACCUGCAACAAAGCGUGAGUCCCCAAAUAACUGCUGCUUUAUAAACCCACCUUCCCCACCUCGGUACCCGUUGCUGGCUGGGGCUGAUGGGAGAUAUAGUCCAAAGCAGCUCGAGGGCAACAGGCUAGGAAAGGCUCUCAAUGAUUGACAUGGGUCACUCACUGUUCAUGGGUAUUUUAAUUUUGGCCUAGUUUUGGAAAACACAUGUUUGGUUUUUAAAAUAAAAAAUAAAAAGGCCACCUUCCCAUCACUGAUUCAAAGUGCCUCAAAAAUUCAAUUUAAAAAAACUAAAUAGCUGAUGAAGUAGUGGAUUUCCAUGUGAAAGAAGGCAAUUCACAACAUGAUCUGUGACCCUCUUUCCAAGAGAAGGGGAAGGAGCAUGGAAUUUUUACAUAAAUAUCCCCCCCACACACACACACACCUGCCUGUUUACUUGCACCUACACUUCCAUCCCCCAGGUAAUCUGGAUUUUUCCACCGCCAGACUCUGAAACCAGAAGCCAUUCUAAGAGAAAAAUUGUCUGAGGAGCAUUUUUCUGAGGAGAAUUGGUGGACAUUAGCAAUGAGGGUAAAGGGGGGGGGAGAGAUUCAGUGCAGCUCACAUUUAAAGCCAAAUCUGCCUAAUUCACACUUGCCAAAGCCAUACAAGAAGCAAAACACAACCACCUUUCAAAAUGCACAUUUAUUCAAAUUUUGCAAUGCAGUUCUCUAGGCAAACAAUAUGUACACACAUUCGUGGAAAUAACACAUAAAAGAGCAUUAUUGAAUUCAUAAAAAAUGGCUUGCAAAAAUGUGUACAUUAAUCAGAACUGUCUACAAAAAUGUGUUCUCAUUAGGAGAAAUACUAAAAUGUUGACUAUUUUUAUGAGGAUUUUUUUUUUUAAUUGCAAAUCGCUUCAGAAAUGUGGAGCACUCGAUUUAAGAUUGGGGGGGAAAUGUGAAACAGAGAGAACCAAACUGGUAGAACUUUCCAUCCCCAGUGGGUGGAAAGUUUGAGGGCUUGUUCACACUUCAGUGCAUGGGUUUGAGAGAUUUUUCAUUUGCCCCACCACUUUCCCCAGGAAACCCUGCUGUUUACCACUGAAUCGUAGCAAACACUGAUCGGGUUUUCUGCGGAUUAACGUUUCUUCCAAUUAAACAGUAACUGUGUUUCCCCAGGGAAAACAGUGGGACAAAAGAAAAACUUCUUUGACUCAUGUCUAGAAAGCAUGGAACAAGCAGAAGUUUGGACAAACCCUUCGGACCCUAUAUUCCCAGUAUCUCUGUGUAUUUGGGAACAUGUUUUUGCCAUGAAACCUUCUAAAAGGUAAAGGUAAAGGGACCCCUGACCAUUAGGUCCAGUCGUGGCCAACUCUGGGGUUUCAGCGCUCAUCUUGCUUUAUUGGCUGAGGGAGCCGGCGUACAGCUUCCAGGUCAUGUGGCCAGCAUGACUAAGCCGCUUCUGGCAAACCAGAGCAGUGCACGGAAAUGCCAUUUACCUUUCCCACCAGAGCGGUACCUAUUUAUCUACUUGCACUUUGUGCUUUCGAACUGCUAGGUUGGCAGGAGCAGGGACCGAGCAACGGGAGCUCACCCCGUCACGGGGAUUCGAACCGCCGACCUUCUGAUCGGCAAGUCCUAGGCUCUGUGGUUUAACCCACAGCGCCACCCGCGUCCCUCUUAGUUCCACUCAAAUAUGACAUCUGAAUGAAAAGCAGUCCCACCUUUGCAAAAUCCUGCCUGGCAGCUUGGCAACCCCAGUUAAGGACCACUACAAAUUAUGUCCAGGGGUGCCAACUUGAAUAAAAUAUUGGGGGGUCCAGGUAGGCCCCACCCUGCAUAAUCAAUCACAAGAAGCCGUACGCACACACCAUUUGAAUGGCAGUGCCCAUCAACUUUGGGGAGGCCUGUCCCCUCAGGUAUUUUAAUGGAGGAGCCAAAGAGACCUCGGUCCCUAGUAGCUGGUUCCUACGGUUAUGGCAGUGCAGCCACGCCAGCAAAUAUCCCCACUCUCCCGCCAAGAAGGAGGUUGACGUCACCCCAUAGCUGUCAACCGUCCCUUAUUUGGCGGGAAACUCCCUUAUCCCAGCGCCGUUUCCCGCUGCUGUCACAGAUUGAUGAUUUCCCAUAAAUUUCCCGGGUUUCAAAUGAAGCAGCUCCUCUCCCUCCCUCCCUGCCAGCUAGGGAGGAGGGAGGCUCCAACUGUGUUGCUUGGCUGCGUUGCUCACCCAAAAGGAGUCUAAGAAUGACUGGGGGGUGGAGCUUGCAUGCCUUGUGCCGAUCAAAUCGGCCACGUUGCCUGGGGACUCGCCUUUGCUCAGCGCUUCCCAGCGGAGAGGUGACGGUGGUUUUCCUCGCUGCAUCCCCUGUGCUGGGUUGCUGUGCUGUGGGAACCACCGCUUGAGGCUUUGUUUGGCUGCUGUUUGACUAAAAUCCCUUAUUUUGGCUGCUGAUCCCUUAUUUUCAAGGCUGCUGGUCCCUUAUUUUCAAAUCUGUAAGUUGACAGCUAUGCGUCACCCAAAUGUUGUGUGGAGUCGCUUCUUUCAUUGGAAGGUGUCCACAUGAUUCAUUUGACACCCCUUUCCAUGUGAUGCUGAGGGAGCCCUGCUCUGCCUGUUACCCACCAAGCCAAAUACAGCCCACUGGCCACGUGUAUACCCUCUCUCUGCUGCCAGGUUCUUGGCCACCAGCCCCCUUGCCCCUGUUUUUCCCAGUGCCCCUCAAGCAGCAAAACAAGGAAGUGUAUCAAUUUCCCAGUGGGCUGCAUUUGGCUUAGUGAUAAGGGCGUACAUGAAUCAGGCCUUCCGUGACCACAGAGGUUAGUUACACUGGUUAGAUUCCCAUCUCUGGAACAAAAAUACCAUUUUUCCAGUGCUGCCAAGCCUCGGUUGUUUGGGUCUAGCUGGCAGGCUGACAAACCACCAUUAGUUCCAGCAAUUGUUUGCAGUACUUUGUCAACUCACCUUACUCUGACCUUCCUUUCACAACUUGUGCACGCCGUUUCCACCCCCUUCCAAACCCUGAAUCAGCGCUGAAUGCCGUUUAUUCUUGUUUAAAUUUGCAAUAUGUUUAAGCCUUGCUGAUUCGCCUCUGGUGCUGAAGACACUAUUUAUGGUGUCGACACAGCUUGCGCCUGGGUCAUGCCCACAGCUUUCACACAUCCGUUGUGCCUCUGAAUUAGAAAGCGCUGGAUCUUCUCUGAGAAGGCUGCUAAGUGCAUCAAAGCUGCUCAGGGAAAUUUUCAAAUCCUGAAAUUUGGGGUCCCCUUCAAACUGGUGCCAAAGUUUUGUAGGAUUUUGUGGCACGAACCAUGUUUAAUUUUUUUGUUGUUAAGUACGAACCCCUGUUUGAUGUCUCAAUUAAUCAGUGGGGGGUGGUUCUACAAAACAAGGGGUUCACACUACAAAACCCUACAAAACAACCACAAAACUUUGGCACCGGUUUAGAGGGAAUCCGAAACUUUAGGGGUCGUAGUUAAGGAAGCUCUGCUGCAGGGUCAUAAUCACAGACACAAUUUGGUCACCCCGCGACGGGGUGAGCUCCCGUUGCUCGGUCCCUGCGCCUGCCAACCUAGCAGUUUGAAAGCACGUCAGAGUGCAAGUAGAUAAAUAGGUACCACUCCGGCGGGAAGGUAAACGGUGUUUCCGUGCGCUGCUCUGGUUCGUCAGAAGCGGCUUAGUCCUGCUGGCCACAUGACCCGGAAGCUGUACGCCGGUUCCCUCGGCCAGUAAAGAGAGAUGAGCGCCGCAACCCCAGAGUCGUUCGCAACUGGACCUAAUGGUCAGGGGUCCCUUUACCUUUACUAAGGCUAAGUAAAAUGUUAUGAGGCAACAAGCAAAUCUUUGAAUUCACUACAGCGCUUCUGCACACCACAUCUUUGGGCAGAGGAAGAAAACAAAAUAUUGCUGGGCUUGGUUGAAGAGCUGAAGUCAGCAGAGAAUAGAAUCACAGAAUUGUAGAAGUUGGAAGGGACCUCAAGCGUCAUCUAAUCCAACCCCCUGCAAUGCAGGACUUUCAAGUAGCUCAAACAUGACAGGUGGCCAUUUGUAAUAGCCUUCAGAUGGGAUGGAGCAGGUGUUAAGCGCUAUUUGACUCUGCUGGUGCAAAAAAGAACUUUGGAUGCAGCAAGGCAAACACUGCUUUCACCUAAUUAGCCACCCCUUAAGUGAUGUCAAAUGUACCUCAGCAGCGCAGUGGGGAGGGUGAAGCAAGUGACUGGCGGCAGAGCUAGGGGGGUCAGGCCAGUGGGUGAUGGGGCCCUUCUGAGCUCUGGUGCCCUCAGCAGCUGCCCAAUCCUGCUGACCCCUGAGGGCACCAAGACAAUGCCAAGGUGUCAUCCCUGUGGUUGGCAGCACCUGGGUACAGCAUGUAACCAAUCUGCCAACCCAACUUGUUCAGUUGUGAAAUGCGUUGACUAAGCCCAGGCUGCUCAAGUGGUGUGUUAAAAUCGCAAGGCCCAUUAGAGUUGUCGCAGAUCAUUCACAACUAAUUAUCUCUACACUGUUAUACUUUUAUACUUAACAUUAGAUGUAUGUUAAUGGCACAAUACUUUGUUUUAUGUUAUGCUCCAUGCACCGUCCCUGUACAUUUGUGUACUGAACUAAUUUGUGUACUAAAUACUAACGUGCCACCAUACAGUUUUACUGGCAAAAGAAAGUUAUCAACAAAGGCAUGUUAGAUUGGCUUCAUUGGCAUGUAGGUAAAGGUAAAGGGACCCCUGACCAUUAGGUCCAGUCGCGGACGACUCUGGGGUUGCAGCGCUCAUCUCGCUUUAUUGGCCGAGGCCGAGGGAGCCGGUGUACAGCUUCUGGGACAUGUGGCCAGCAUGACUAAGCCGCUUCUGGCGAACCAGAGCAGCACACGUAAACACCAUUUUCCUUCCCGCCAGAGUGGUACCUGUUUAUCUACUUGCACUUUGACGUGCUUUCGAACUGCUAGGUUGGCAGGAGCAGGGACCGAGCAACAGGAUCCGAACUGCCGACCUUCUGAUCGGCAAGCCCUAGGCUCUGUGGUUUAACCCACAGCACCACCCACGUCCCUCUCAUUGGCAUAUGGUGGCAUGCUUAAUACCAACCGCAAGGUAGCUUGUUUGUAUGGUUUUCUUGGGGUGUAUUUGACCCCAAGAUUGGACCAAUAGACUUUUUUUUUCUAUUGGCAGAAUGUUAAAUCAGCACAAAGCCUUCCAUCUUAGGACAGACAAGCUGCAAGACUUGGGACUUCCACCAUGACAGAAACUUCUUUUUCUCUCUUCCUCUAUUCCAUUUUUAAAGCAGGAGGUUGAUACCUAGGCUGAGUUCUCAUACACUAUAGCCUGCUGGCUUCUUUUGCUAUUGUGUUUACUUGGCCCCAGUACAGAAAUUGUGCUACUGUUUAUUUUUGCUCAUUUCUAAUGGGCCAACGCAGUGGCCUGCCUUUUUUCACUUUUGUUCAACUGAAUUGUCUUUCUGGAUAACUCAGCUGAAUAGAGCGUGGUGCUGAUAACGCCAAGGUUGCAGGUUCCAUCCCUGCAUGGGGCAGCUGCAUAUUCCUGCAUUGCAGGGGGUUGGACUGCAUGAUCCUCAGGGUCCCUUCCAACUCUUCAAUUCUAUGAUUCUUCAUUGAGUUGACCUGGACACUUUGCAUUUCUUCUUCUCAGGAACUACACUCAUUUCCAUCACCCUAUUUAUGGAAACUGCUACACGUUCAAUGACAACAGCAGCACACUCUGGAUGUCCUCCCUGCCUGGGAUCAAUAAUGGUGAGCAGGGGCUUGGAAGGUGGUGAUGGAUGUCGGAAGAGGCUCCUUGAGCUAUAUCCUCAUUCCCCUUUCUAAUCUGGCACCACAUUCAUCUCUUUCCUGCAACAUUGAUUUUUCUUCCUAGCUGAGCUCACUCCUACAGCCACCUGCCUGUCUUCUUUUCUUCCUUUCUUUGCAUUUUUGUGUUUCUUUUCUUUCUUUCUUUUUUGAUAAUAGUUUUUAUUUGGUUUUACAAGUUAAAGUUUACAUUCAAAGUCCUAAGUAAUAAAAAGGUAAACAGACAAAAGAUUCACCCAAAUCUCUGGACUUCCCCCCCCCCCCUUCCAUGGGUUCCAUCUUUAGUCCUUUUCCGCUGCAUAUUUUAAGUUACUCCAAUUUUUAAAGUAUCCCAUUUAUUCCUAGUUCUUUUUGCAAAACAAGUGUUAUUCAAAUAUUGCUAAAGAGUUCAAUUGUUUACAGUGGUCUCCAACAUAAAUUAUGAAUUUCCUCUAGUCUUUGUUGAAAUUCUGGUCUUCCUGGUUUCUGAUUUUCCCAGUCAUUUUCGCCAUCUCUGCAUAGUCCAUCAGUUUGGUCUACCGUUCCUCUCUUGCGGGAACUUCAUCUUCUUUCCAUCUCUCUUUUGCUUUGUUUUCAUCUCUGUGCAUGACUGCCAUUGGCCUUCCCUGCCCUCUGUCUCCACAGGUCUCUCUCUAGUUGUCCGCACAGAGCAGAACGACUUUAUCCCACUUCUCUCCACUGUGACGGGAGCCCGAGUGAUGGUGCACGGUCAGAAGGAACCGGCCUUCAUGGAUGACGGGGGCUUCAAUGUGCGCCCCGGCGUUGAAACAUCCAUCAGUAUGAGAAAGGUGAGGUCAGAAGUAGGAUAUGAGACCUGGCUUCAGUGCGCAGAAUUGUGAGGGAAUGAGAGGAAAGCACAUGGCUACCGUAAGACCCAUUGGAUUCAGUCAGAGGUUACAAAAAGAAAAUAUAAAGAAAUGUUGGUUAAAGGUAAAGGUAAAGGGACCCCUGACCAUUAGGUCCAGUCGUGGCCGACUCUGGGGUUGCGGUGCUCAUCUCGCUUUACUGGCCAAGGGAGCCGGCGUACAGCUUCUGGGUCAUGUGGCCAGCAUGACUAAGCCACUUCUGGUGAACCAGUGCAGUGCACAGAAACGCUGUUUACCUUCCCGCCGGAGCGGUACCUAUUGAUCUACUUGCACUUUGAUGUGCUUUCGAACUGCUAGUUUGCAGGAGCUGGGACCGAGCAACGGGAGCUCACCCCGUCACGGGGGUUCGAACCGCCGACCUUCUGAUCGGCAAGCCCUAGGCUCUGUGGUUUAACCCACAGCGCCACCCGUGUCCCUGAAAUGUUGGUUACUUUCCCAUAAAACUAGAGAUAGAGAGAGAAGCUGAUUUGGUGUGAGAAACAGCUGCAAAUCAAAGGGAAGGAAUGCAACUGUGCUGAUCUGACAUAUUGUGAAUUGUCAGGAAACAACAAACCGUCUUGGGGGCACUUACAGUGACUGCACAGAAAACGGCAGUGACGUGCCCGUGAAGAUCCUCUACCAAUCCCGUUAUACUGAGCAGGUACCUACAUUUGACUCACCCACUAAUCCUUACCCUGUAAUUGGCACCAGACUAACCCUGUUAUGAUUACGAUCCUUAUGAGAGCCAGUGUGGUGUAGUGGUUAAGAGCGGUAGUCUCCUAAUCUGGGGAACUGGGUUCGAGUCUCCGUUCCGCCACAUGCAGCUGCUGGGUGACCUUGGGCCAUUCACACUUCUUUGAAGUCUCUCAGCCCCACUCACCUCACAGAGUGUUUGUUGUGGGGGAGGAAGGGAAAGGAGAAUGUUAGCCGCUUUGAGACUCCUUAAAGGGAGUGAAAGGCGGGAUAUCAAAUCCAAACUCUUCUUCUUCUUCUUCUUUUUAUUUGCAUUACAUGCCUGUCCCCGUAGGCUUCCCAGGGCAUUGCUAACACUGCCCUAUGGUGACAAUUCUCCUUUUACUUCACCUAGGUCUGCAUUCGUUCCUGUUUUCAGAAUAGCAUGGUGGACCGGUGUGGCUGUGGCCAUUUCUUCUACCCCUUGCCCACCGGAGCAGUUUACUGUGACUACAACAAGCAUCCUGCCUGGGGUAAGUGGAGACAAAAGGCAUGGGGGGGGGAGAAAUCCACAAUCUCACCUGUUUCCUAUCCAUGGUGCAAGGUGCUGGGGCUCCUGUCCUAUGCACGCAGCUCACACAAUUACUUUAUCGACUGUCCCUCUGUCUCUGGACUAGGUUAUUGCUAUUACAAACUCCAGGCUGAAUUCAAAACAGGCACGCUGGGCUGUUUCACCAAAUGCCGGAAACCUUGCAAGUAAGUCAGCUUCAAAACCUGUGCAGUUGCAUUCCUGGGCCUGGUCAAAUUCCACAGAGCUUGCUGGGCAGUAAAAAAUAUUCAGUAAAAUGGAGCGGAACAGGAUUUUUGUUUGUUUUUUGUGGUUUUUUGUACCCAACUUAUCAUUCCAUGCUGGUUUCCCAAACUCAGGCCUCCCAGCCCCAGGCUUUCUUCAGAAACCCGGUAACGAAGGGUUCUUCCAUUGCCUCUUUUUUCCAGCUGAUGUCUCACCUGAUGUCAGUGGUGUAGCACAGUGGGGGACACCUGGUGCCGCCUCAAUACAGCUGCACACUUCCAUCGCUGGGCUCCAUUGAAAACUGCUUCUCCAUGCAAACCAACGGAACAACUCUUCUUUUCUUAUCUCUGUGGCUGCAAACUCCUGGGUGAUAUGGAUGCCGCUAGACCAUUGAAUUUCCAUGCAUACUCUAUCCGUUUCCCUCCCUCCCACACAGCCCCAGGCACUGGCAACCCAUGCUAUGCCACUGCCUGAUGUAGCAAACAUAUCUUGUGAUUGGCAACUGCUCAUAUCUUGGAAGUUGAUGGUGCCACAGGUGUCCUAGGUGUAUGUCUUAGCUGAGACAUGCAGGCUAGACCUGGUUCAGAAUGGUACCAACAGAAGAGCAGCCUUAUAAGAACUUGCACCCUUACAGCAUACCCCUCAAGUACCCCAAUUUUUCCAGGACAGUCUCAGAAUUGGGGAAGCCAUCACACUUUCUGACUUUGAAUUGGCGCAUCCCAAUUUCAAGGCUUUGUCCCACCAGCAGCAGCCGCCAUCACAAUGCUGCCCCAAGGGGAAGAGGACUGGAGCCCAGCGCUAGGGUCCCACCCGGAAAUGUGUGGUGUAAUGAAGAGGUGGCACAAGCGCCUCUGAGGAUGCAUCGAGUAUUUCCAAUUCUGAGGAAUGUUGGAAGGUUAGGUUACAAUCCUUUGACACCCAUGAACAUCAGAUGUAAAUAAGGUCCCCUGGUAAUGUGCCUCUAAGCUUAUUGUAUGCUUUUCUCUUUAGGGUGACAGAAUACCAGUUGUCAGCUGGAUAUUCACGAUGGCCUUCUGCUGUCUCUGAGGUAAGGAGAUGAUUUCCUGCUUCCAUGAGUACACACAUGCACACCUAAGAACUGUCACGGGGCAACUGCUCUAUAGGACACAUCGGACCAUAGGAAGGGGAGAACGGGGGGGGAUUUCUCCCCCUCUCUGCUCAGCGCCCGUUCAGCGAAGUGGCAGAAGAAACGGAGCCCCUUCCAUUUCUCCUCCCACUUCGCUGAAGGGGCGCUGCGCAGAGAGGGAAAACUGUGCAGUGCCUCUCCAGCGAAGCGAAGCCUGGAGAGCAAGAGAGAUUGGUGUGCACCGACCCCUCUCGCUCUCCAGGCUUCAGGCGGCUAUCCGCAAGCCUUCGGAGCGCAGUGGGGACUCCUGCUGCGCUCUGAAGGCUUGCGGAUAGCUGCCUGAAGGCCCCGGAGCGCAGCAGGAGUUCCCUGCGCUCCGGGGGCUUCAGGCGGCUUCAGCGAAAGCAACGGGAAGCCUCCGGAGCGCGGGGGGAGCGCUUCCUCUGCGCUUUGGAGGUUUCGCGUUGCUAUCGCUGAAGCCAAGGAGCCUGCAUUCGCUCCAUAGGACGCACACACAUUUUCCCUUCAUUUUUGAAGGGGGGAAACUGCGUCCUAUAGAGCGAAAAAUACGGUACAUGUUUUUCAGAAAAGCAUAUAGCAGAGCUGCAGAGCUUUUUAAAAAAGAAAAGAAAAGAUAAACCAUAUCAGAAGGCUUUCUCUGCAGUAUGGAGUCCAAAAGUACGUUUCUAUCAAACUCACUUUUUGAGCAUACUGGGGUAGGGGGUUGGCAGCCACUUGGGGCAAGCAAACAGAAACAGUGGAAACAGAAAACGAGAAACCAGGAAGAGAAGAACUUUAAGGAGGAAUGGGAUUACAAUGUGUUUAAGAGAACACUGUAAACACCUAAAACCUUUGGCAGGAUUUGAGUAACACUUGUAACGUAUUAAAAAACUAAGGUAAAAAUGGAUUAUUUAAGAAAAAUAGAGAAAAUAAGUGAAGCAGUUGAAAAAAGUUUGAUAGUGGUAACCAUGGAAAGGCGGAGGGGAAUCGAAGAAUUCAGGGAAUCCUUAAUGAUGAUGUUGAUGUUUAAUGUUUGAAUUUAAAUUGGCAAGGUAAAACUCAAUAAAAAAGUUUUUUAGAAAAGAAAAGAAAAGAAGCAGAGUGGAAACAGUGGGGGGAAAGACUAAGUUUCCCCACACACACUGAUUUGCUAUAAAUUCCACACACACACACAGACACACACACACACACAGACAGGUGGAUUAUUUUCUUGCUGGGGUCAGUUACAUGCAUUUGUGUGCUUCUGGGCUGCCUAUAAAGCUUUUGUUUCCAUUUUUUUAAUUUUUUUAUUUUGCAAAUGUGCCGUUUCAGGCCUGGGUGUUCCACAUGUUGUCACGGCAAAACAAGUACAACAUCACAUCCAAGAGGUAAGAGCUCCACCUACAGUCAGAAUAGAAGGUUAGCAUCGGAGACGUAACGAUCGAUGAAAAAUAGGGAGAAACAGUGAGGAUCACAGGGUGCUAAGCUAUCUUGGGAGAGGAGAGUGUGAUGAAUUCUAGGAUCAAGGAAGAAAUUAAUUAGGGAUAGGGCUUAAGGUAGAUUGCAUGAAUUAAAUGCAUGUUUUCUGAAACUAUGGAGAUUAAUUGGACUGGGGACAAUGUGUUGAGAUUCCUGAACAGCAGAGGCGAGCUCCAGGGUCCGUUCCAACUCUACAAUUAUAUGAUUCUAGUGCAAGAAGCAGUGUAGUAAUCCAUUCCUCUACAUAAUGUUAGACACUCAAUGUGGCUUACAGAUACAGUAAUAGCUGAAAACACACACACACACACUUUUAAAAAUAUACACUCCAACAAGUCCUGUUUAUCAGCAACCACAAGUUGCUGACUGCCCUAGACCAGAGGUCAGCAAACUUUUUCAACAGGGGGCCGCUCCACUGUCCCUCAGACCUUGUGGGGGUCCGGACUAUAUUGGGGGGGGUGAUGCAAGAGCACCACAAGCCCCUGUGGCUGCUUACCUGUGUCUUGCGAGUGGCAGGGGUUGGCAGCGGCGGCAGAACAAUGAGCGGCGCGCAAAAGGGCUCCGGAGAGGGGCUGCUUAAAAUGGUGGCCGCUCAACAAAGCCCAGCCCCCUUCCUCCUCUAGGCAGGGCAGGGAGAAGCCAGGAGGAGGGAGAAGCCAGGAGGCGCCGCCAUGUGAGGGAGGGAGAGGGAAAGAAUGUGCGUGCUGGCAAUCCACGCAGUGAUUCCCAGACCGUCCGUGGGCCAGAUCCAGAAGGCAAUUGGGCCUGAUCUGGCCCGUGGGCCUUAGUUUGCCUACCCAUGUCCUAGACAGAUCGUUUGCAGGUUUCAGGAGGUGAAGUAGGAAAUUAUAGCUUCCGAACAGAUGCUCACAUUGUUUAAAAACAUUUGGCAUGUUAUGGGGCAGCUUAAUUUGAGUUUAUGAGAUAAAGUUCAGAGAAAUGCCGUAGACCUGGGAAUGGGGGGGUUGUGAAUUUGGAAGGAGUGGGCGUUUUGGGAGAGAUGUAGGUUAUAAUCCUAUAGGCACUUACCUGGCAAAAAGCCCCAUUGCACUGAAUAGGAUGAAUACUCAUUUGUAGGACUGAGCUGUAGGAUAUUGAUUGAGCCAGAACUUUCCCUUUUGUAUUGCCAGGAAUGGAAUUGCCAAAGUGAAUAUAUUUUUUGAGGAGUGGAAUUAUAAAAGCAACGGGGAGUCUCCUGCUUUCACAGUAUGUAUUCCCUUCGUCGUCACGUAUUCCCAACUGCUCCCCCUACCACCAUCUGUGACACCAAAAAGCCAUCAUCCUUUAAGGCCUGUCCAGAUAGUCAGUUCCUGGAAAUAAAAAUCUGCCCAUUGUUGCUCAUUGCAUGGGAAUCUAGCCUCCUUCUUUCAAAUAAGUGCUUUUGUUUCAGGUACAUUGCACUUCCCUAUUUCUCGGGGGGGGGUGUCAUUUUUGUUGUUGGGAAAAUGUGGUUCUCUGCCCCAAGCAGCAACGUAACUGCAUUCUGCAACACUUUUUGGAAUGUACUCAUUAGAAUGUCAUGGGAAUAUGCCAGAAUAAUGCCCACCCCUUGGCAUCAAUCAAUUAUUUUAUUUGUUUGCUACCUUUACUACCGUGCUCAAGGCGGCUGUGUGGGACAGGUGGUGCUGUGGGUUAAACCACAGAGCCUAGGACCUGCAGAUCAGAAGGUCGGCAGUUCGAAUCCCCAUGACGGGGUGAGCUCCCGUUGCUCGGUCCCAGCUCCUGCCAACCUAGCAGUUUGAAAGCACGUCAAACUGCAAGUAGAUAAAUAGGCGGGAAGGUAAACGGCGUUUCCGUGCGCUGCUCUGGUUCACCAGAAGUGGCUUAGUCAUGCUGGCCACAUGACCCGGAAGCUGUACGCUGGCUCCCUCGGCCAAUAAAGCGAGAUGAGCGCCGCAACCCCAGAGUCGGUCACGACUGGACCUAAUGGUCAGGGGUCCCUUUACCUUUACUUUUACAAGGCAGCUUACAGCAUGUGAAAAAUUGUGUAUCUACAAACAUACCAAAAGUAAUCAUAAACAAUAAAUAAAACCUCAAAAAGAGCACAACCAAACUGAACAACUUCCACAUAAAUUGUAAGAUCCAAUAUAAAGAGACAAACAUUUACUGCAACAACCUCCCCUAAACAAUACCCCAGUCCAAGAUUCUGUUCAGCAGGCUCAGUUUUUUGUAGUUGGAGUCAGUCUGAGCCCCGCCCUCUCAGGCCAGGUGGGAGAAGGCCUGCAAGGCAGGGAGCAGGUCUUCCAGGACUCACAGCCAAUAUGCUGAGCGACACAAUUCCCCUGCCCCCAUGCCCGCUAACAGCAGCCCCUGCAAAGAGCUCUUCCUAAAGAAGCUUAAACUAGCUUGUCUCAAGACAAGUAUCCUAUUCCCCACAUCUCUCUACCCAGCAAGAAGUCUUGAGAUUGGUCACUUUCAGCAUCUGAGAGAGUUCAUUUUUAGUAGGCUAAGCACUGUGCACAGGAGCUAGAGUAAAAAUGCAUAUACAAUCCCCAAUCUUUUGUGAACGUUUCGAUAGUGAGCGUUCUCUAGGUUUGCAAAACUUCAGCAAGUAGUUGACAGUCACUGCCGGAUUUUGCUGUAGCAGUCAAUAUUUGACAGCAUGUGGUACCGUAGAUGGUGUCAAAAUUUCACACCAACAUGACCUGCAUCAUAAUUUAGUAAUUUAGUAUAUGGACCUCAAUUCAAUACAUCGAAAUAGGUGACUGUAAAAGUUUAACAGCAAUUUCGAUUUUUGAAGCGCAAGUGUCAACAUUUGGAUCAUAUGUAGACAUUAAAAUAUAAAUGUUCUGGAGUACAUCUCCAACCCCCAGGAGGCAGGAGCAACAUAGCUACUCCUCAUUGCAGUUAGACUGGAUAUUGUGAUUUCUUCUGAAAUGGAGUUCACAGAACAGGUGAUCUAGGUGAGUACCAAGGGAAAAGAUGGCAGCCUUUCCAAUCUCUAUCAGUGGCUAAGACGUUUGGGGAGCCAAAUUUAUUUCUUGAGCAUGGUUUUUUUAAAAAAUAAAAAUUAAAUAUUCCCCCGUUUUGAUCUUCAUUCUGCAGGUGGUGACACUGCUUUCACAGCUGGGAAGCCAGUGGAGCCUGUGGUUUGGUUCCUCGGUCCUCUCCGUAGUAGAGAUGGCUGAGUUGAUUCUGGAUUUUGUCGCCAUCACCUGCAUCCUGACUUUCCGCCGGCUGUACUUGCACAAAUCUUCUGACCUCCAUACACCCAACAGCCAUGACACCAGCUCCCAUGCUGCAUCUGCUGCCCCACAGCAUGCCUCUGAAGUUGCAGCGCUACCAUCCUACAACAGCCUGGAGUCGCUAUCCCUGUACAGAGUUUCCUUCAGGAGAACAGAGUGAGGGGCCCAGGCCAGAAUGGCUUGCAGAAGCCCUUCUUGAAGCAUGGAGGUGCACAUUACCGCCAGCAGAUCACUGUACUUCUCAUACUUCCAUGAGGAGGAUUGGACCGAAACCUCUCCUGGGAAGUUACUGGCAGAAGGAAGUCAUAGUACUUAUAUAUAUAGGGCCCAAGUGGCUUGGAAUGCCCUCUCUGCCUGCUUUGCAACUUGUGGUGUAGUGGUUAGGAGCAGUAGACUUGUAAUCUGGGGAACCGGGUUCGCGUCUCCGCUCCUCCACAUGCAGCUGCUGGGUGACCUUGGGCCAGUCUCUCAGCCCUACUCUCAGCCCCACUCAGCUCACAGAGUGUUUGUUGUGGGGGAGGAAGGGAAAGGAGAAUGUUAGCCGCUUUGAGACUCCUUAGGGUAGUGAUAAGGCGGGAUAUCAAAUCCAAACUCUUCUUCUUCUUUUUCAAAUUGGGGUCCCCAAUGUGGCACCCUCAGACACACACACACACAGAGUUGCCAUCUGCCCAUGCCUCCCAAUUGUUUGUUUUGACCAUGAGUGACAUUUGGCCAGGUAGAAAACAAAGCUCAUCAUCCACCCACCCCUCCCUUCCCCCAGAAUGUCUCUGGGCCCAUGCAGAAAUGUUUUGUUUGGGGUCCCCCCCCCUUCCCUUUGGUGUAUUUUGUUUGUUUGUUUGUUUACUUUGCUUGGUUUUGGGGUGUUUGGAUUGGCUCUUGUUGCUGUUUGGUUGUGGAGAACGUUCUGGCUACUGGGGGGGGGGGGACUUUUUGGGUCUGUGUUGUGUUUGUUUUGAUGGAGAGCAGAAGAGUUCUGAGCAUCACCGUUUUUCCCUUCUGUGAAAUGGGUUGUUCCCAGGCCCCGAAAGGUGGGAGACCCCUGAUCUAAAAGAACAAACCAGAAACAGGCUGUGCAUCUGUUAGGUCUUUGUAUGCAUGAUAAACAAGAGUCUAGCAGGAAAGAGAGCAUGAAAAACAAGGAACCAACCCCUUCAGCUCACAUACGAUUAGCACAGUCUUCAAGGGAAAACCCUCUACCCAUUUUGCCUUCAUUGCUGCCAUUUCCAACAGAUUCCUUUGCACCUGGAGAGAUGCAGGAGUCAGUUUAGCUGGAGUCUUGCCGCCUGUGCAAUGUACGCAUUUUUUCUGCCUAAAGACAGGAAAUGGGCCUCGCUUCUGCAAGCUUGCUAGACAAAGGCUUCCUUGGCAUCAUCUUCCUCCAUCCAACUAGGAGCCCGGGGAUUCCUUUUAUUGUGCAGCACAGUGUUGGGAUGUGUAAUAUGAACUGAGAACAGAAAUGCGGUAAACCCGAGAGCUCCCGGUAUUAGAACUGUGGCAAUACUGCGAGGCCCAGUGUGGGGGUCAAGGAAGGGGCUAAAAUGGGAGCCUGUAAAAAACAAGUUCUCCAUGUUGGAGGCAUCCAUCUAUGUCCCUCAGAGCUGGGACACCUCGUGCAACACAGACAGACAGGGAGGCAGGCAAAGGUGACAACUGUAGCAUCAGGAAAACAACUGGGAGGGAGGGAGGGAGAAGGUAAGGAAGGUACUGCUAGCCCCAUUGCAGCUCAGGAGACUCCAAGGACCAUCACAUGACCUACCUUCCCAGCCCUGAUUAGGCACACAACACUAUUGAAUGGUGUUAUACCACAGCAGGAACACCAAGGAGCUGGUAAAAAAAGGUGUGAAUUAAAUAUUUGAGUGUGAACAAUGAA